This is a messenger RNA of Colletotrichum phormii, 533 nucleotides long. RefSeq lists its product as uncharacterized. The transcript has a single exon. Bases 27 to 314 code for a protein of 95 amino acids. The record is from RefSeq and is a predicted model, not a curated record. NCBI's taxonomy places the organism in Eukaryota, Fungi, Ascomycota, Sordariomycetes, Glomerellales, Glomerellaceae.
GCCUGGGCGAAAAGAAACCUCAAGCGAUGCAACCUCUUUGCGCCGGUCCUGGUUUUGUUUUCAUCAUACGUUUGUCGUUGAACCUCAUUUUACACACGUCCCUCACCCGUGACUUAGCCAUGCCUCGAGAGUCUGUUCACUCGUCUGUUCCCAUCCUCCGUGCACCACAGGAAAACGUCCGACCCCUUGUCCAAACCCACGAGGUUCUCCUCGCUUGGCCCCGUUCCGGCUUUCCCAGUUCCUCGGUCGACCCGGCCGCGCCACCUCGUCUUGCCGUGGACCGGGUUCCGCUGUCAUCUUGGGUUGGGAGGUAGUACAGACAUAAAACAGCCGGCGUGGAUUUUGGACGAAGCGUCCCGUCCAAGGGGAACAGAGACUCGAGAGACAACAAUGGCUAAUGCAUUCUCCCGUUGGUCCCCGUCCCGGCCCGGCCUCGGACUUCGGCGCCUAUCUGCACCAUGACUAUGAUUAGUCCUUUCGGAGGGGCCGCCGCCUCUCGGACUGAAGAAGCUCGCUUGGCAAUCACACCGGGG